AUGGCUCUUCGCUUCGAUGGAAAAGUUGCUAUUGUGACUGGUGCUGGAGGUGGUCUUGGUAAGACUUACGCCGUGGAACUUGCCAAAAGAGGAUGCAAAGUUGUUGUGAAUGACCUCGGAGGUGAUAGACAUGGAACAUCUUCUUCUUCUUCAAUGGCCGAUAAAGUUGUCCAAGAAAUCAAGGCAGCUGGAGGACAAGCUGUUGCAAAUUAUGACAGUGUUGAGUUUGGAGACAAGAUUGUUAAGACAGCGAUUGACAAUUUUGGAAGAAUUGAUAUCGUCAUCAACAAUGCUGGUAUUCUCCGUGACGUUUCUCUUCUGAAGAUGACUGAACUUGACUGGGAUCUUAUCUUCAAGGUCCACGUAAAAGGAGCAUACGCAUUGACUAAGGCUGCCUGGCCAUACAUGAGAGAUCAGAAAUACGGUCGUAUUGUUGUCACUUCUUCCAAUGCUGGAGUCCACGGAAACUUUGGGCAGGCUAACUAUGCUGCUGCCAAGAGUGCACUCAUCGGUUUUGCUAACUCACUUGCCCAGGAGGGAGCAAAGUACAACAUUCUUGCGAACACCUUGGUUCCAACCGCUGGAUCAAGACUUACAGAAACUGUCAUGCCACAGAAUCUUGUGGACGCUUUGAAACCAGAGUAUGUCACUCCACUGGUGACUUACAUGGUUCAUGACUCCUUCGAAGAGUCCGGAAAAGUUUUCGAAGCUGGAGCAGGAUGGUACGGAACAAUUCAGUACUACAAGUCCAAGGGAAAAGUUAUCUCUCAUGCCACAGCUGACGAUAUUGCAAAGAACUGGUCUACCAUCACCAAUAUGAAUGGAGCUGAGUUCAUUGGAACUAUCACUGAACAAGGUGCUAGACUUGUCUCGAUUCUUGAGGAGCAUGAGUCUUCAUCUGGAAAUGGAAGUGCCACUGGAGGUGCAUCUGGAGGCGCAUUCCCAUCUAACAUCAAGAGUAGUGCACUUUUCCAAGAAAUGGCUGAUGGUGUGAAGGCUGAUCCAAAUGCUGUGAAGCAAUUGAAGGCUAUUGUUCUCUAUGUCAUCACUGAUGGAAAGAACGAGCUUGGAAAAUUCACUCUCGACUUCAAGAGUGCCAACCCAUCCGUAUACUUGGGUGAUGUACAGAACGGAGAGAAGCCAAAUGCGACGGUCACUGUUGCUGAUAGCGAUUUUGUUGACAUUGCAGCCGGAAAAUUGAAUGCCCAAAAGGCAUUCAUGGGAGGAAAACUGAAAGUGAAAGGAAACGUUAUGCUGCUCCAAAAGCUUCAAACCCUCCUUGAGAAGGCCAAGAAAUCAAAGUUGUAA
Messenger RNA from Caenorhabditis remanei, 1308 nucleotides. RefSeq lists its product as uncharacterized. Lineage: Eukaryota; Metazoa; Nematoda; Chromadorea; Rhabditida; Rhabditidae. Gene Ontology annotation, molecular function: oxidoreductase activity. The coding region runs from base 1 to 1308 and encodes 435 amino acids. The record is from RefSeq and is a predicted model, not a curated record. The transcript is spliced from 6 exons.